Myotis lucifugus (little brown bat) is the source of this 966-nucleotide messenger RNA. It is a transcript of the gene PSMG1, whose product is annotated as proteasome assembly chaperone 1. The coding region runs from base 238 to 843 and encodes 201 amino acids. Gene Ontology annotation, molecular function: proteasome binding. The record is from RefSeq and is a predicted model, not a curated record. NCBI's taxonomy places the organism in Eukaryota, Metazoa, Chordata, Mammalia, Chiroptera, Vespertilionidae. Gene Ontology annotation, cellular component: endoplasmic reticulum. The transcript has 7 exons. Gene Ontology annotation, biological process: proteasome core complex assembly.
UGGGUUCCAGUUCUCCAGGAACUUGGUGUGGGUUGGUUUUCUCUGUUGUCAUCGCCGGAUUCCAUUGUUUCCUGAGGAUUAUGAUUAUGUUCUUUAUAAAACCAGAACAGGGAGGUGCGGCUCUUUCGAAGACAAACAAAAACAUCGUUGGAAGUUUCUCUGCUGGAAAAAUAUCCUUGCUCCAAGUUUAUAAUUGCUGUUGGAAACAAUGCAGUAGCAUUUUUGUCGUCAUUUGUUAUGAAUUCAGGAGUCUGGGAAGAAGUCGGCUGUGCUAAACUCUGGAAUGAAUGGUGCAGAACAACAGACGCUGCACAUUUAUCCCCCGCAGAGGCUUUUUGCGUGUUUUAUCACCUAAAGUCAAACCCCUCGGUUUUCCUUUGCCAGUGCAGUUGCUACGUUGCUGAAGAUCAGCAGUAUCAGUGGCUGGAAAAGGUUUUUGGCUCUUGUCCAAAGAAGAAUAUGCAAGUAACUAUUCUCACCUGUCGACACGUUACUGACUAUAAGACUUCAGAAUCUACCAGCAGCCUUCAUUCCCCUUUCCUGAAAGCCCUAAAAACACAGAAUUCCAAAGAGCCUCCAUGCUGCUCACUGCUGGAACAACCCAACAUCGUACACGACCUCCCUGCAGCAGUUCUGAGCUACUGUCAAGUAUGGAAAAUCCCUGCCAUUCUGUACUUGUGUUAUACUGACGUGAUGAAAUUAGACCUCAUUACAGCUGAGGCUUUUAAGCCUGUGCUUUCUUCCAGAAGCUUGAAAGGUUUGGUUAAGAAUAUUCCCCAGAGCACAGAGAUACUGAAGAAAUUGGUGAUGACAAAUGAGAUUCAGAGUAACAUUUACACGUGAUUCCAGAUGGUUUUGUCACCUGUCCAUUCCUUGGGGGGCAGCAGCAGCACUGUUUCAUAGGUUCCUUUUUUUCAAGGAGUAUUUUGAGGGUAUUAAAAACAGAAUAAACUUAUUUUAAAUUCA